AUGAACUCUCAAGGUGCCAAACUCGAAGAACUCGUCGAAAAGACUCAUCAAGCCAGCUCUGAUGAAGAACGCAAGCAGGUCGCUCAGCAAGCCAGCAAGAUCCACGAAAAGGUCACUGGCCAUGCCAUGUCUAUUGAUGAGCAUGGCUACAUCGAGACCAACACUGACGAAGCCAAGAAAUGUCCUAAACUUCAUUAA
Messenger RNA from Mucor velutinosus, 198 nucleotides. It is a transcript of the gene NBP35, whose product is annotated as cytosolic Fe-S cluster assembly factor nbp35. The transcript has a single exon. The record is from RefSeq and is a predicted model, not a curated record. Lineage: Eukaryota; Fungi; Mucoromycota; Mucoromycetes; Mucorales; Mucoraceae. The coding region runs from base 1 to 198 and encodes 65 amino acids.